AUAACCAUACAAAGAAGCAAGCGUGGUCAUUCUUUCAUUCAUUCCGUUCCAUUCUUCCUCUCCUCUCUCAACCGCCGCGCCGCAACGCAACGCAACGAUGUCGACGCCUAGCGCCUCCAUUUCCAGCCCCUCCGCGUCUCUAAUUCGAGACCACGAUUCAGUUGAGAAUGGGAAGGAUUUUGCUCCACCGGUUAAGAAAUUCAAAGUUGACAACACUGAUACUGAUUCCGUUCCUAAAGCUGAGAAUGGGAAGGAUUUUGCUCCACCGGUAAAGAAAUUCAAAGUUGACAAGGAUUUAGUAGGAGGAGAAGAACACAACACUGAUUCUGUUCCUAAAUCCAUGGAAUUUACCCCUGAGGAAGCUUUCGAAAUCUGGCACAAAGUGCUUGGAGAAGAAUACAGUGGCAAAGAUGAGGAAGUUAUGAGGUUGGAGAUGUUCACGAAAUCUUACCUGACCACUCCCUCAGGUUAUGGAUGGCGUUGUCCGACUAUGGCUGAUAGAACCGAACAAGAAAUUGAGCGGUUUAGAGAAGAACAUUGUAUUUAUCGGCCGAUUGAUAAUCAUAUAUCCGUGGAAUACAUCAAAUAUUUGAAAGACUUCAAUCCUGCUGCACACCUGCCAGAAGUUGAGAAUGAGAAGGAUUUUGCUCCACCGGUAAUGAAAUUCAAAGUUGACAAGGAUUUAGUAGGAGAUGAAGAAGAACACAACACUGAUUCCGUUCCUAAAGUUGAGAAUGAGAAGGAUUUUGCGAAAUUGAAAGAUUUAGUACUUGAAGAACACAAGACUGAUUCCGUUCCUAAAGCUGAGAAUGGGAAGGAUUUUGCUCCACCGGUAAAGAAAUUCAAAGUUGACAAGGAUUUAGUAGGAGGAGAAGAACACAACACUGAUUCUGUUCCUAAAUCCAUGGAAUUUACCCCUGAGGAAGCUUUCGAAAUCUGGCGCAAAGUGUUUGGAGAAGAAUACAGUGGCAAAGAUGAGGAAGUUAUGAGGUUGGAGUUGUUCACGAAAUCUUAUAGGGCCACUCCCCCAGGUUAUGGAUGGCGUUAUCUGAGUAUGGCUGAUAGAACCGAACAAGAAAUUGAGCGGUUUAGAGAAGAACAUUGUAUUUAUCGGCCGAUUGAUAAUCAUAUAUCCGUGGAAGACAUCAGAUGUUUGAAAGACUUCGAUCCCGCUGCACACCUGCCAGAAGGUUACCUUCGCUAAAGGUAAGCUCUUGUUAGGACCAUCCCCCAAGUGGUGCUAGGAGUUUUCUGGUUUUGGCUGAUUGAACCGAAGAAGAAUUUAAUGAGUUUAGAGAAUUUCAUGUGCUCCCUGUUUGAAUUUCAAAUUUAAGUUGUAAGUUUAACCUUUUUUAAUUAAGGUUGAAUAAGUCCUUUUAAAGUGAAUCCAGCUGACAUUCAAGAGCACAAAUGGAUCACCCUUUUAAGGAUUGAGAUCAGCUGAAAUCUAUCUUCUCUUUGUCAUCUUAGCCUACCUCACUUAGUGGGAUAAGACAAGACUUUUGUGGUUGUUCUUAGUAGUCAUGGAACAAGUUAUUAUUUUAAUUUUAUUUUACAUGUUGUGAGACCAUCUAUAUAUACCUUUUACAGUUGGUAGAAUUGGAAAACAAUGAUAAGAAAUCAUUUGAUUGGA
Messenger RNA from Lotus japonicus, 1633 nucleotides. RefSeq lists its product as uncharacterized. The record is from RefSeq and is a predicted model, not a curated record. The coding region runs from base 98 to 1204 and encodes 368 amino acids. The transcript is spliced from 9 exons. NCBI's taxonomy places the organism in Eukaryota, Viridiplantae, Streptophyta, Magnoliopsida, Fabales, Fabaceae.